Gryllus bimaculatus (two-spotted cricket) is the source of this 833-nucleotide messenger RNA. The record is from the annotation of a GenBank genome assembly. Lineage: Eukaryota; Metazoa; Arthropoda; Insecta; Orthoptera; Gryllidae.
AGGACGACACAUACUGUUUGUUUGCAACAAUUUUUGGCGUUGAGGAGAAAGCAACAUGACUACUCAGCAGGUGUUUAUCUAAUGGCGCGUAUGCUGCAACAACAGCCGGAGCAGAUGCGGCAACAACAGAAGCAACAACGGCAGCUACAAUAGGAACAGCAUGCGGCUAUACAAGUACUCGCAACCAACAUCGUCGCGCCUGCGGCGCAGCGGUAGCAGCAGCCAAGACCUCAUUUCAGAGUUUUAAGGAAGGUAGGGGAAAAUGGAGUUCAGAUGCAGCGAGAUUACACCAUCUCGUAUACAGUAUGGUAACGGAUGACGCAAGCAGUAACCACUCCUACUGUCUGCCACAGUACCAACGCUACCACUUGCAGUGGCAUCGGCAGCCGCCCUCUCCAGCAACACAUCGACCAAGUCAUACGCUCAAUAGAGACAUGGAGGAAGAGGGACUACGGGAAAGCUGGAAAGUGCUCCAUCAUCAUCAAGGAUGCUCCAACCGAGUGGAGCAGAUGCCAUCCCCGGACUCGCAACACGCGGCGGCACAACAGGCGCCGGAGCCCCAUUCACUGCUCCGGGGAGCAGCCAGCGACGUCGCAAUGGGACAGCCAUCAUGGGAGGAUGGAGGAUGGGCAGUGACGUCGCGAUGGGACCAGAGGAACAGCAGGGCCGGGAGCAGCAAGACGUACAGUCGCAGCUAUAACAACGCCUGCAGUCCCAGCUGCAGAGCUAGCAGCAGCACCCCCCAGAAGCGAAAUCAGAAGUCACCUGGGACCAAUCAAAUGCGACGCAGCAAGCGCAUACAAAAGCGGCGCAGCCCCUACAGCCACCAAUAG